UUUGGUAAAAUGUUGAAUUUAGACUACGACGAAAUGUUUAAGAUAUCUAUACUGGCUUUGAAAAUAAAUCGUUCGUACCCCACGAUCCCUAAAGACAAGCUCUGGCUCUGUUGCGUGAUCCCCAUGCACGGGUUUUUCAGCUACACCUUCACUUUGAUCGUGAACAGCAUGAUAUUCCAUGAUUUAAAAGAAGACAAUUUCACCGCCGCCUGCACCAAUGGUAUUUUCGCAGUCCUUUUUAUUUGCGUCACUUUUAAAUACUCAAUUUUGUUAACAAAGACGGAGGAUAUAACAUUUGCUAUUAAUAAAGUUAAAGGCGAUUUCGAGGCCGCGAAGAGUUUGUGUGCUGACGAGCAAGCUAUCACCUCCGAGUACGCUAACAGAGCAAAAUGGGUGACGAAGGUAUGGCUUCUCACAUCUUUCUCAGUCUUCUCUGUGUUUCCAACACAAGUUAUUGUGCUAUCUAUCUACUACUAUGCGACUGGGAACUUUCAAUUCGUCCACAUGUACCAGAUGACGUAUCCCGAACCCCUGGAGACGCAUAAGAAUGAUACCUACACGUACCUAUUCUUGUUAUUUUUGCAAAUUUAUUACGGAUUGUACGUGUUGCUCAUGUACGUGGGGUUUACGCCUCUGGGGCUGAUUUUCAUGUUGCACGCGUGUGGAAGGAUCGAGAUUGUGAAGUACCGGAUCAGUAAACUGUUUGAAGGGGAGCACUAUGAUCCUCGAGAGAUACAACAGAGGUUGAAGAAUAUUGUGAUGCCUUUGCAAGAUGUGUUAGAUUUUGUAGAUCUUUUAAAGGAGACAUUCCGAGUAGUUUACGAAGUCUACAUGAAAGCUACUACUGUUGUUAUCCCGAUUGCGUUGUACGAAAUCCUAGAGGCAUUGAAGGAAGGGCGGCUCAGUAUAGAGUUCAUGACGUUCAUUGUCGCUGGGGCCGUGCUUUGCUUCGCGCCCUGCUAUUACAGCGAUUUACUUAUGGAAAAGGGCUUGAGCCUCCGAAUGUCCGUUUACACAAGUGGAUGGGAAGCCUACCCGGACUCAGCCAUGCGCCGAACUUUGUGCAUCAUCAUGUGCCGAUUGGAACGAGAUGUGGCCAUCCGGACGCUGUUCCGGACAGUAAACUUAGACGCCUUUUCUGAACUAUGUCACCAGUCCUACGCUCUCUUCAAUGUAAUAAACGCAGCUUGGACCUAA
Messenger RNA from Leguminivora glycinivorella, 1197 nucleotides. RefSeq lists its product as uncharacterized. Gene Ontology annotation, cellular component: plasma membrane. The record is from RefSeq and is a predicted model, not a curated record. The transcript is spliced from 5 exons. The coding region runs from base 10 to 1197 and encodes 395 amino acids. NCBI's taxonomy places the organism in Eukaryota, Metazoa, Arthropoda, Insecta, Lepidoptera, Tortricidae. Gene Ontology annotation, molecular function: olfactory receptor activity; odorant binding. Gene Ontology annotation, biological process: sensory perception of smell; detection of chemical stimulus involved in sensory perception of smell.